This is a messenger RNA of Lethenteron reissneri (Far Eastern brook lamprey), 2899 nucleotides long. RefSeq names its product tripartite motif-containing protein 14-like. Gene Ontology annotation, molecular function: protein binding. NCBI's taxonomy places the organism in Eukaryota, Metazoa, Chordata, Hyperoartia, Petromyzontiformes, Petromyzontidae. The record is from RefSeq and is a predicted model, not a curated record.
ACGGGCAGAGGCGGCAGCACCCAUAGAGAUCACUCACCCAUAGUCACCCAUAGUCACUCACUCACCCAUAGAGAUCACUCACCCAUAGUCACCCAUAGUCACCCAUAGUCACUCAGUGUCACUCACUCAGUCACUCAAUCACUCAGUGUCACUCACUCAUAGAGAUCCUCACACACACACACAGUUACACACACACACACAGACACUCGCACACUCACACAUAGACACAGACACACACACAUACACAGACAGACACACAGACAGACACACAGACAGACACACACUGACACAGACACACACACAGACAUACAGACACAGACACAAACACAGACAGACACACAGACACACACAGACACACACACAGACACACACACAGACACACACACAGACACACAGACACACACACACACAGACACACACACAAACACAAAUCCGUAAAUAUCCCAAUAGAGAUCCUCACUCACUCGCAGAGAGCAGGGAGAGAGAGAGAGAGGAAGACGGAGACGAAGACAAACACAGACGGACCGGAACAAAGACACAGACGGAUAGAGACACACACAGAGAGAAAGACACGGAGAGAGACACACAGAGAGAGACGGUGAGAAGUUGGGGGUGGGGGGGAUACUGGAUGUGGUGGGCUGGGCUGGUGCCCACGUGACCGCGAUGGGAGCUAGAGAGGAGGGCUGACGGAGAGGGCGACGAUUCUUUUGGCACGGAUAGCGAGUCACCGACGAGUCUCCUGCGCGGCCCACGUGGGGAGAUCAUUUGCAGGGAAGAGAAGAGGAGGGAAGAAAAGAGGAGAGGCGGGAAGAGAAGAGAGCCAUGGACUCAGGACGGCCCGGGCACCCAGAGGAUGGAGGAGUCGGAGUCGGACGAGGCCUCGAUUCUGCCCCCAGCACCACCACCGCCACUCCCCAUGGGGAGUUCCACUCUGUGACGGGGGCGUGGGACAGGCACGAAGCCUCAACCCGCACUGUAGGCCAUGAGAACGAGAAUGGCGAAGUGGAGGAGGUGGACGAGGAGGUGGAGGAUGAUGAGGAGGAGGAUGAUGAGGAGGAGGAUGAGGUUUAUGAGGAGGAUCAUCAGGAGCUGGAGGCGGAGUUCGAUAAUGGAGCCCGGCACGGUGACGAGGGCCACCCGGGAGAUGGGAAGGAGGUGGAGACGGAGGAACUGGCGGGGCGUGGGGCCACUGGUGGAGGUCGUGGAGGUGGUGGAGGUGGUGGAGGUGGUGGAGGAGAUGCGGAGGCGUGGGGUGUGAUCAACGGUGGCGCGGAGGAACGGCGGCAGCACGGAGCGGACAGCCUUCGCAUCGAGACUGCUGCUACUCAUGGAGCUGCUGCUGCUGGCGGUGAUGGCAACGCUGGUGGCGACGAUCGUGGCGACGAUGGUGGCGACGAUGGUGGCGGUGAUGGUGGCGGUGGCGACGAUGAUGGCGGUGAUGGCGGUGAUGGUGGUGGCGACGAAUUGAAUAACGGCGUUGACUUCGAAGGCAGCGAAGACGACGACGAUGAUGACGACGACGACGACGACGUUUGCAGGAAGCACGCGGGGGAGCCGCUGGACUCGUUCUGUUGUGACGAGCAGCUCCUGGGGUGCCGCUCCUGCGCCGUCGCCUGCGCCGCACAAGGCCACCAAGUGGCCAACGCCUACGAGGAGUUCGCCACGCAGCGGAGGGCUCUUGUCGACCUCCGGACGGUGCUGGGCGACCGCAGGAGGAGCGUGGAGAGCCACAUCCACUACGUGCAGGGCAGCUGCACAAGCCUGCAGGAGUCUGCGGAGCGCGUGCGCGAGCGCGUCCGGGACAAGUACGCGGAGCUGCGCCGCCUGGCGCGUGCCGAGGAGGCGGCGGUGCUGGCGCUGCUGGACGAGGAGCUGCAGCGGGAGCUGCGGGGGGCCGAGCGCGAGCUGCAGGCGCUGCGGGGCGCCACGCUGCGGCCCCUGAGGGACGCACACGGGAGGCUGGGAGAGCUGCUGCGCGUGGGGGACGCGGACGGGAUGCUCGCCUUCCUCAAGAUCCGCAAGCCGAAUUUCGACAAGUUGUGGGCUGAGCCCCCCACGGAGCGUCCACCGCUGUCCCGUGAGCUCAGCGCUGAGAAGGUGGCGCUGCUGGAGGAGGCAGUGGACGAGCGACUCCGCAGCUUCGGCUCCAUCUCCGUGCCGGCGGGUGCCAACGCGCCCCCCUUCCAUGAGUAUGCCCGCUCCCCCACGCUGGACCCCUCCACGGCCCACCCCAGGCUGCUGCUCUCGGCCGACCUGCGCAGCGCGGCGUGCGGGGAGCGCAAGCAGCGCUGCGCCGACAACUCAGGACGCUUUGACUACUGGGAGCAGGUCCUCGCCACGCAGGCUUACGGCCCGGGCCGCCACUACUGGGAGCUGGACGUGAGCCGCGCCGCCUACUGGCGCGCGGGCGCCGCCUACGGCAGCAUCGCGCGCAAGGGCAGCGCCAACGCCUGCGGCCUGGGCCGCAACGAGGUCUCGUGGUGUGCGCGCCGCGCCGGCUCCAGCUAUACGGCCGUGCACGCCGAGCGGCGCGCGGAGCUGGCGAUGGGCGGCCGAGGGGGAGGAGCCGGAGCCGGGGGAGGAGCCAGAACCGGGGGCGUGGCCGGGACGGUUGGCAGCAGUCGGCGCGACGGCAGCGGCGGCCAGCAGGCUCCGCUGCGCCGGCUGGGCGUCUACCUGGACCACGAGGCCGGGGAGCUGUCGUUCUACGACGCGGAGCGGCCCGCCGUGCCGCUGCACACGUUCCUGGUGCCCGGCGGGUUCACGCAGCCCCUGCACCCGGCCCUGAGGCUCAGCGGGUUCCACGGGUGCAGCUGCAUCACCGUGUGCAGCCUGCGGGGCCCGGCGGAGCGGGGCGGAGACGAGGGAGAAGGGGAGGACAGCGACUGACGGACGACGC